Molecule: messenger RNA, 699 nt
Organism: Marmota monax (woodchuck)
Lineage: Eukaryota; Metazoa; Chordata; Mammalia; Rodentia; Sciuridae
Gene: Bsx
Product: brain specific homeobox
Exons: 3
Coding region: 1-699 (232 amino acids)
Biological process (GO): regulation of DNA-templated transcription
Molecular function (GO): DNA-binding transcription factor activity, RNA polymerase II-specific; DNA binding
Source: RefSeq, a predicted model, not a curated record
AUGAAUCUCAACUUCACCUCUCCUCUACACCCGGCGUCUUCUCAGAGGCCCACAUCCUUCUUCAUCGAGGACAUCCUGCUGCACAAGCCCAAGCCGCUGAGGGAGGUGGCCCCUGACCAUUUUGCCAGCUCUUUGGCUUCCCGGGUGCCUCUACUAGACUAUGGCUACCCCCUCAUGCCCACACCUACCCUCCUGGCUCCUCACGCCCAUCACCCUCUGCAUAAGGGAGACCACCACCAUCCUUAUUUCCUUACCACCUCCGGGGUGCCGGUUCCCGCGCUGUUCCCGCACCCCCAGCACGCGGAGCUGCCUGGGAAACACUGCCGCCGCCGCAAAGCUCGUACAGUUUUUUCUGACUCACAGCUCUCGGGUUUGGAGAAGAGGUUCGAGAUCCAGCGCUACCUGUCCACGCCAGAGCGGGUGGAACUGGCCACUGCCCUCAGCCUAUCGGAGACGCAGGUGAAAACGUGGUUCCAGAAUCGGCGGAUGAAGCAUAAAAAGCAGCUGAGGAAAAGUCAAGACGAGCCCAAAGCUCCAGACGGGCCUGAGAGCCCUGAGGGUAGUCCCCGUGGUCCAGAGGCUGCAGCCGCCGACGCUCGGCUGAGCCUGCCCGCCGGCCCUUUCGUGCUGACCGAGCCAGAGGACGAGGUGGACAUUGGGGACGAGGGGGAGCUCAAUUCCGGGCCGCAAGUGCUCUGA